GUUAGCAGAAAGUGUGUUAGAGGAAGUUGUUAGAAGUUAGUUAUAACAGAAUUAGUUAGCACAACUUAGUUACAACAGAAUUAGUUAGCACAUUUUUUCUACUGAUGUACACUUCUAUAUAUAGAAGUCAUCUCCUUCAUUGUAUUGCAUAAAAUUCAGUAUUAAGAAAUAUACUCUUCUCUACCAAAUCUAAACCUUCCUGUCUGCACAAUCAUCCAUGGAAGUAUAACUUCCAUGGAUCUUACUACAUAGUUACAAACUUGUUAUGGUAUCAGAGCAGCGAAACUGGAACAAUCUGCUGCAAGUAAAUUGAAAUUGAAUCUUCAGUCAUGGGAGAUUUAACAGUAGCCACGUUAGAGCACAAUCAUCCACUCUAUCUUCAAGCUUCAGAUACGCCAGGUGCAGCUCUAAUUGCGACAAAACUUACAGGUCCAGAAAAUUAUGGCCUAUGGAGUAGAUCGCUAAGGUUGACAUUGUUGGUGAAAAACAAGCUUGGUUUUGUGGACGGAACUUGCUUAAAAAGUGCUUUCAAAGGUGAUUUAGCUAUUCAAUGGGAGAGAUGUAAUGUUGUGGUGCUUUCAUGGAUUAGUAGUACUGUAGCACCAGAACUAAUUACAACAAUUGUGUAUGCUUCGAAUGCUAAACGUGUAUGGGAUGAUUUCAAGGAGAGAUUUCAUAAAUCUAAUCUCACAAGAGUGUAUCAAUUGUGGGAAGAUGUAUCUUCUAUAAAACAAGGUACUGAUUCUGUCACAAUUUAUUAUUCGAAAUUAAGAGAUCUAUGGGAUGAAUUGGAUGUGUUAGUACCAGCUCCCUUGUGUAAUUGUGAUGUAGCUAAGCCCUACAUUGAACACUUAAGUCAGCAGAGAUUGUUAAUGUUUCUCAUGGGCUUGAAUGAGUCGUACAGUCAUGUGAGGAGUGACAUUCUACUUAAACCAGUUGUUCCUACUGUUAAUCAAGCGUAUGCUACAGUAAUACAAGAGGAGAGCCAGAGGUUACUAGGAGUGAUAGACAUCAACAGGGAACCUCUUACUAUGCUGGUUAAUAGAAGACAAGGAUUUAGAGGAAAGAAGUUGCUGGAUAUUGCUUGUGAACACUGUGGUUACAAAAAUCACUUAUCCAAGGAUUGCUACAGAAUCAUAGGAUAUCCUGCAGAUUUCAAGAGUAAAAGAAAGCAAGGAUUACCUGGAGGCAACAACAAUGGUUAUAGAUCAAAUAAUCUCACUCAAAAUUCAGCUCAAAAUUCAAACACUCAAAAUGCAGGAACUAGUUUCAGGCCCUAUGCUAACUAUGCUGCUAAUGAAGGACAGAGUGAUUUUCAGCUCACUGAAGAGGAAUAUAAUCAUGUACAGAAUCUCAGAAUCAAUUCAACUUUAUCUGCAGCCAGAGAUGAAGGUGAAUACAAGGCAAAUCUAGCAGGCACUCUCCAAUGGGAAGGUGAUUGGGACUGGUAAGGAGUAUCAUGGAUUAUACUUGCUCAAAGAUACAUUCAAGGUAGUAGCUAGUGCUG
Molecule: messenger RNA, 1507 nt
Organism: Solanum pennellii
Lineage: Eukaryota; Viridiplantae; Streptophyta; Magnoliopsida; Solanales; Solanaceae
Exons: 2
Coding region: 330-1451 (373 amino acids)
Source: RefSeq, a predicted model, not a curated record